Oncorhynchus nerka (sockeye salmon) is the source of this 490-nucleotide messenger RNA. RefSeq lists its product as uncharacterized. The annotation marks the transcript as partial. NCBI's taxonomy places the organism in Eukaryota, Metazoa, Chordata, Actinopteri, Salmoniformes, Salmonidae. The record is from RefSeq and is a predicted model, not a curated record. The transcript has 5 exons.
UUUGGAGACAUGAAUCCAGAAGACGUGGUUAUCAUUCUCAGUGAUGAUGAUGAUGAUGAUGAUGUGUCCAUCAACGACUCGGUCUACAUCGUCGAAGACAUCCAGAACAACGUAUACCCAGUAGAUCAGUCCAACUGCAGCAGGUCACAUGAUCCUGAAGGAGAAGAGGACCUGGUCGUGACUUUCUGUCAGAGAGGAGAGGUGCUGCCUCACGCACGCUAUGACUGUACCGCGCACGCCUUCACACCAACAGACGGUGAUGUAGGAGGACCAAUAGAAUCCAACCAGCUCUUCUGUCACCAGUGCUUCUGUUACGUCUGUGACAAGGUCGCCUCGGAGUGUUCUGUGUGGACUGUGUCAGGAGUGUGCCACUGCAACGCCCAUAAGAGGAGUGUGUUCUGGAGCAACAAGAGAGACAAGGUGGUUCUGGGAUACCUUCAGAUGUUUAACUUCAACCUGCUGGAGAUCGACAGCGACCUCCGACUGGCAG